Gongylonema pulchrum is the source of this 321-nucleotide messenger RNA. The record is from the annotation of a GenBank genome assembly. Lineage: Eukaryota; Metazoa; Nematoda; Chromadorea; Rhabditida; Gongylonematidae.
GUCCGAAGUGAUUGGUUUGUUUAUGCUGUUUUGCACAGCCUUCCGUGGGUUGGUCCAGAAUUGAACGAACGCGAGAAGGAGCCACUGGAUAACAUUCUGGCAGGCAUAAGUAAAUAUAUGGCGAAAAGGAAUACAUCUUAUGUCAAGUUAUUGCAAGUUUGGUCAGCAACAGAGAAUGAGCAAGAAGAGUAUCUGUAUUGUCUGUGGGCGCAAAUCUCGAAGCUACGUGAUGAUGGUUGGUUGGAAAGGCAUGUGAUACGCCACUAUAUUGCAUUCGAUGGUGCUUUAGCAAGUGCAGUGAAACACAAUUUGCCGACGUAA